AUGGCUUGUGUUGCUGUAAAUUCUCUUGUGAGGACGAUUGAGCUUGAGUUCUUGCAACCUCUGCCUCGCCCAAUCGUACGACAAAAGCAACUCAUCCCUGGCAAUGAAAACCUGAUCCAAAAUCUCCACCAGAAGCUUGGUGAUCUGAUAGAGCUGAUCGAUGAGAACAGGAUGGAUGGUAUCGAAGCAAUUAAAGACUUGGAAACUAAGCUCAGAGAUGUGGCUUUCAGAGUAGAAUAUGAAAUUGAAUUCCAAAUCGUACAUCUUUAUGAGAUAGAGGAAAAGGAAGAGUUACUUGCAGGAAUAGCAGAUCUUUUUGUGGAAAUACCAGAGAGUAGUAUUGAUGCAGUAGAAGAAGAAAAUUUGGGAAUUGCUGAUGCCCAAAGAAGUUGGCAUUCUUUCAAACUUGGUUGUAUUUUGGAAGAAGCAAUAAGAGACAUUGAUGCCAUCCACAAAGAGUUGUCCAAAGUGAAGAUGGAGUGUGUUGAAGCCGCCUUGCAAGGAAUUGGAAGGAAAACAACCAUAGUACUUGCCCCAGCUGCAGCUUCUACCACAUGUUGUAGUGAUGGAAGAGUUGAUGCCAUGAUAAUGGUGGGGAAAAACAAUGAGAUCAAAAUUGUAAAGGCGAUGCUAAUUCAUCAUUCAUCAAGGCAACGGGAAAUUGUCUCCAUUGAAGGUAUGGGAGGCAUCGACAAGACAACCUUAGCUAGACGAGUUUAUGAAGAUCCAUCAGUUACCUCCCGCUUUGACAUCCGAGGUUGGGUUGUUGCCUCACAAUAUCAUAGUAAGUUACAAAUACUAACAGACCUUCUUAAAUCAACAGGCUAUGUAGGUAGUGGCACUCAAGAGGAUCAGCUAGCACAACAACUAUACCAACAUCUGAUGCAUCAAAGAUAUUUUGUUGUGAUAGAUGACAUUUGGAGCGUUGAUGCGUGGAAUUCUGUCAAAGCUUGCUUUCCUGAUAAUGCAAAUGGCAGUCGAGUAUUGUUGACUACUUGCUUUGCACAAGUGGCUACCAGUAUUAGCUCUAAUAAUAACUUUUCUCAUCAAAAGCAAUUUUUAGAUCAAACUGAGAGUUGGGAUUUAUUUCGUGAAAAGGCAAGCAAAUCUGGCUAUGCUGAGUUUGAGGCGAUUGGAAGACCUAUUGUUGAGAAAUGUAAAGGAUUGCCUCUGGCAAUUGUUGUAGAUGCAGGUUUAUUUUCCAAACUUCAUACGCUAGAUGAGUGGAAGAAUGUUGCAGAAUUUCUAAAUUCAUCUGCAACAACAACAAUUGAUGAAGAAUGCUCAAGGAUACUCUCGUCCAGUUACAAUCACUUGCCUCACAGUUUGAAGGCUUGUUUUUUAUAUUUGAGCAUAUUUCAAGAAUAUGAAGAGAUCUAUGUUAGAGAUAUUGUAAAGUUAUGGGUUGCCGAAGGACUUGUAAAGGCAUCCAAGGAUAUGAGCUUUGAUGCAGUGGCUAGAAGGCACAUUCAAGAACUCAAAGAUCGGAACCUAAUUCUUAUAAAUCGACCAAGUAAUUGUGGAAGGAAAGUAAAGACAUUUAGAAUGCACUCUUUAUUGCAUUCUCUUUGUGUGGGGGAAGCUAAAAAGGAGAACCUUCUGUAUAUUAUCUAUGGAAAUAAGUCCAGUUCCUCUCAGAAAGAUUACCGAUGGCUCCAGAGUCUGCAUCUUUUUGGUAAAUUUGGUUUGCAUCGGUUGGCGAUUCCAAAUAUUAACCACCUUGUUUGCUUGGAAAACCUUAUGAGGUUGAGGUUUACGCACUCGACAUUUGAGUGGAAGGCAAUUAAUAUUCUUAGCAAGUUGUCUAAACUUGAGGUGCUAAAGCUAAGCUAUUGUAAGUGCAUCGGUGGAGAGUGGGAACUACUUGAAAAGGAGAGUUUUGACCGAUUAAUUUAUUUGGAAAUUCAAUCGAAUAAUCUUGAAAGUUGGGAAGCAAGUGCUUGUCAUUUUCCGAAUCUUGAGCAUCUAGUCCUUUAUCGGUGCCAAAAAUUGGAAAAGAUCCCAGUUGAGUUUGCAGAAAUUUCAAACUUGAAGUCAAUCAAAUUGUAUGAAUGUCUUCCUUCUGUUGUGGAUUCUGCCAAUGAAAUUCAAAGAGAGCAACGUGAGCAAGGAAAUGAUAAUAUGGUUGUCAUUGAGGAAAGAGACAUUAGAGGUCCAUCUCUCUCCUUUACCCUUAUGCUAUUGCUUUUUUUAUUUCACUCUCAUUAUAAAGUUUCAUCAUAUAUAUCCUAA
Molecule: messenger RNA, 2232 nt
Organism: Ipomoea triloba (trilobed morning glory)
Lineage: Eukaryota; Viridiplantae; Streptophyta; Magnoliopsida; Solanales; Convolvulaceae
Product: putative late blight resistance protein homolog R1B-23
Exons: 2
Coding region: 1-2232 (743 amino acids)
Biological process (GO): defense response to other organism
Molecular function (GO): ADP binding
Source: RefSeq, a predicted model, not a curated record